UUCCCAGGACCACCCUCUGGCCCUUCCACCCCCUUCUCCCCCCAAACCUCCCCUCCACCCUCCAACCACUUACUCCAGCAAUUUAGGGUAUCCCCUCAUCUGAGAAGACUCCUAACUGCCCUGAUGGGGGACAGGGGUCCACGCAGAGUGACACAGCUGGUGACAUGGGAGGUUAUGGGACAGGAACAGGGGCAAAGGCAAAAAGGAGGAGCCGUUAUAGGAAACGGUGUGAGUGAUAGAAGAUGGAAUCAAUCAGAAUGGGAAGGCAGCAUGGAGUGUGAGUGGUGGGAGGGGGUGACGUGGGAGGGUAGGAACAGAGGAGGGAGCCCAAAUGGUGGGAGGGGCAGCGGGUAGAGGACAUGGGGGGCAACCUCAGCCGACUCAUGGGGGGCCCUUCCUGCCAUGCCCCAGCUGCUCCCAGAGCUGCUCCAGCUGCCACCCUCACGUAACCAGAGCCUGCCUGUUGCAUCAGAGGCGGGCAGGCGGCCGCAGGUAAACAGAGCAGCCCUCGGGGGGCCUGGGGCUCCCCAGCCACCUCCAUGCUCCCCAAGCUUCGUUCUGCACCUUGGAGCUGAGGCAGAAGCCCCCAGCCAGGCCUGGGCUCUGGUAGUCUUCCCGCGUGUGAGUCCCGGGCCCCUAACUCCAGGGGCGGGGCCACGCCCAAGUGGCCGCCCACCACAGCCCACGGGCACGCCCUCUACGCAAAUGAACCCGCCCCGUCCAAUCAGCUCCCGGGGGCGGGGCCUCCCGCUCUGGAGGCACCUGCGGCCGCCCGGCAUCCGGAGCUCUGUGCCGCCGCCGGUCGGUGCGCGAGCCUCCGCGGGCCCAGGCCGAGCAGAACAAGGUUGCUCCACCUAGCCUGAGACAAUGGGGAGGAAAAAAAUCCAGAUUUCACGCAUUCUGGACCAAAGGAAUCGGCAGGUGACAUUUACCAAGCGGAAGUUCGGGCUGAUGAAGAAAGCCUACGAGCUGAGCGUGCUCUGCGACUGUGAGAUUGCCCUCAUCAUCUUCAACAGCGCCAACCGCCUCUUCCAGUACGCCAGCACAGACAUGGACCGCGUGCUCCUCAAGUACACGGAGUACAGUGAGCCCCACGAGAGCCGCACCAACACCGACAUCCUCGAGACACUGAAGCGGAGGGGUGUGGGCCUCGAUGGACCAGAGCUGGACCCAGAUGAGGGGCCUGAGGGGCCAGGAGAGAAGCUGCGGAGGCUGGCAGGUGAUGGGGGUGACCCAGCCUUGCCCCGACCCCGACUCUAUCCAGCAGCCCCAACUAUGCCCAGCCCGGACAUGGUCUAUGGGGCCCUGCCCCCACCAGGCUGUGAACCCAGUGGGCUCGGAGAGGCCCUGUCCGCUCAGAGCCGCCCAUCCCCCUUCAGGCCAGCAGCCCCCAAAGCGGGGCCCCCAGGCCUGGCACACCCUCUCUUCUCGCCGAGCCACCUCGCCAGCAAGACACCACCUCCCCUGUACCUGGCAGCGGACGGGCGGAGGCCAGACCUGCCUGGUGGCUUGGCCGGGGCCCGGGGGGGACUGAGUACCUCGAGAGGCCUCUAUGGGAGCCUGCAGAGUCCAGGCUCCGCGGCAGCCCCAGGCCCUCCGCUCGGAAGCUUCCCCUUCCUCCCUGCAGGCCCCCCAGAAUAUGGCCUGGGAGACCCUCCUCCACCCCCCGGCUUGCUGCAGCCCCCCACUCUGGCCCCCUGGCAGCCCUCGAGGGGUGAUGGGCCCCCAGCCGGCCCCGCUCAGCCCAGCGGGGGCCGCAGCCUGGGCGAGGAGGGCCCCCCCACCCGCGGCGCCUCCCCACCAACGCCCCCAGUCAGCAUCAAAUCAGAGCGCCUCUCGCCCGCCCCCGGGGGCCCCGGCGACUUUCCCAAGGCCUUCCCCUACCCCUUGCUCCUGGCCCGGCCGCUGGCAGAGCCCCUACGGCCCGGGCCCCCCCUGCGCCGGCUGCCCACUGCUGACAGCUGGCCCCGGUAGUGGACCCAGCGUUGCACCGGCCCUGCCCCCCCAUUCCAGGUGGGACGAGGCAACGUGGGGUCCCAACCUCCCUCCCCGCAUCCUGAGAGAAGACCCAGCACUUACGAGCCCCUCCGGGGUGGGGCUCGGGAGGGGGAAGGCU
Equus caballus (horse) is the source of this 2116-nucleotide messenger RNA. Lineage: Eukaryota; Metazoa; Chordata; Mammalia; Perissodactyla; Equidae. The record is from RefSeq and is a predicted model, not a curated record.